Molecule: messenger RNA, 461 nt
Organism: Cylicostephanus goldi
Lineage: Eukaryota; Metazoa; Nematoda; Chromadorea; Rhabditida; Strongylidae
Source: the annotation of a GenBank genome assembly
AUGAAAGUAAAGGAACUAAAGAUAAAAGAGCAGGUCAAACUAAUCAGCGAUGUCAGUGGUACGAUACAUUUCCCUACAACUGAUGGUGAUUGUUCGGAUGCAUACAUAGAAAUCCGUGAUGUUGGCUUGAUUUCAAAAUGUCAACAUCCAGCAUGUGCUCGAGAGAAUUCACAGCGAAAGACUUUCCGGAUCUGCGGAAAUACUCCAUUCCCACCUUAUAUAUCAAAUACGAUGGCUGUACAGAUCACUACCUCAGCGAUUAUCAGCGAUACGGAUGGAGCCCGUUUCACAAUGUCCUACCAUCUACUUGAUGGCUGCAAUCGCACAAUAAUCACGCAAGAUGUCCCGUCUGGAAGAUUCACAAGUCCAAACUUCCCGAACCCUUACGAUCACAAUUCUACAUGCACAACCAAAGUGGAAGCACCAGCCCAUAAACGAAUUUUGAUUGUGUUCCGGUAAGU